Micropterus salmoides (largemouth bass) is the source of this 1913-nucleotide messenger RNA. Its product is annotated as serine protease HTRA1B-like. Lineage: Eukaryota; Metazoa; Chordata; Actinopteri; Centrarchiformes; Centrarchidae. Gene Ontology annotation, biological process: proteolysis; programmed cell death; positive regulation of apoptotic process. The coding region runs from base 133 to 1563 and encodes 476 amino acids. Gene Ontology annotation, molecular function: protein binding; serine-type endopeptidase activity. The transcript has 10 exons. Gene Ontology annotation, cellular component: extracellular region. The record is from RefSeq and is a predicted model, not a curated record.
CCGGUAACGGUGUCGUGACCUCCACACUACCCAAGAGCACUCUUGAAAUCUUUUAAACUUCAACCUAGCAUUUCAUAUCGAUUUCAAAGUCCAGUUCAUAGUUUAUUUUCGAGUUUCUUUUGGACUGUCAUCAUGCGUCUCCAGAUUAUCCUUUGCGUAAUGGCCCCGCUCAUUUGCCCAUAUCUGGUCGCUGAGGCGCGGAUAACAAGACGCUUCGCCAUCGGCUGCCCGGAGAAGUGCGACAAGUCGCAGUGCGCGCCGAUCCCCGCUGACUGCUUGGCCGGGGACGUGCUGGACCGCUGCGACUGCUGCCCGGUGUGCGCGUCCGGCGAGGGCGAGCAGUGCGGCGGCACCGGAGACCACGAGUGCGCCGAGGGGAUGGAGUGUGUUGUGACCGACGGCGUGGAGGUGUCCGCCACAGUCAGGCGGAGGGGCAAGGCCGGUGUGUGCGCGUGCACCAGCACCGAGCCCGUGUGCGGCAGCGACGGCGUCUCGUACCGGAACAUCUGCGAGCUGAAGCGCGUCAGCAACCGGGCGAUGAAACUGCAGCAGCCGCCGGUGAUUUUCAUCCAGAGAGGCGCCUGUGGGAAAGGUCAGCAGAACCCUGACAGUCUUCGUUACAAGUACAACUUCAUCGCUGACGUGGUGGAGAAGAUCGCACCUGCUGUUGUUCAUAUUGAACUGUACCGCAAGAUGAUAUUUUCUAAGCGGGAGGUGGCAGUAGCCAGCGGCUCAGGGUUUGUUGUGUCAGAGGACGGACUCAUUGUCACCAACGCCCACGUGGUGGCUAACAAGCAACGAGUAAAGGUGGAGCUGAAGAGCGGAGCCACAUUCGACGCCAAGAUCAAAGACGUGGAUGAGAAGGCCGACAUCGCUCUGAUCAAGAUCGAUGCACCGGUGAGCAUGCCGGUGUUGCUGCUCGGCCGGUCGGCGGACCUGCGUCCUGGCGAAUUCGUGGUCGCCAUAGGAAGCCCGUUCUCCCUGCAGAACACCGUCACCACCGGCAUAGUCAGCACCACCCAGAGGGGAGGCAAGGAGCUGGGCCUCCGCAACUCUGACAUGGACUACAUCCAGACAGACGCCAUCAUUAAUUAUGGCAACUCCGGAGGACCACUAGUCAAUCUGGAUGGAGAGGUGAUUGGCAUCAACACUCUGAAGGUCACAGCGGGAAUCUCCUUCGCCAUUCCCUCAGACAAGAUCAGACAAUUCCUGGCAGAGUCACACGACAGACAGGCCAAAGGUAAAACAUUCCAGAAGAAGAAAUACAUCGGCGUUAGAAUGAUGAGUCUCACUUCAACGCUGGCUAAGGAGCUGAAGGAGAGGCACUCAGACUUCCCAGAUGUCACCUCCGGGGCGUAUGUCAUGGAGGUCAUCAGCCGAACUCCAGCUGAAGCAGCUGGCCUGCAGGAGGGCGAUGUCAUCAUCAGCAUCAAUGGCGAGCAAGUCACCUCAGCCAGUGAUGUCAGCGCUGCCAUAAAGCGGGACGACACGCUGCGAACAGUGGUGAGGCGAGGCAACGAGGACGUCAUGCUCACCAUCGUCCCCGAGGAGGUUGAGCCUUGACCUCUCAGAACUCAACCACCCAACCCGUCAACCAAUCCCGAGCUGGCUCUCAGUGUUUUUCAACCAAUCAUGAACACUUUGAAAAACCUAGCAACCAAUAGGGGUGUGUUUGUCUGGGGCCACACCUACUGUGUUUAAGAACUUGUAAUUAUUAGUAAUACUCUUCCAAGGUGUUAUGCUCACACACACCUUCAGAGGUCCAACUUCAUAACGCUGGGAACUCAAGCUUCAACCCUGUCAUCAUACGUCUCAUGUUAGUUUUAAUAUUUCCUCUAAUCCCAAUUUACUUUCCAUCAUCACUGACCUUUUAUAUUCUACUAACAACGCCUAUCACUACAAAACGGUUACUG